CAUCAUUGAGUUCCUUUCACCUUCAUCACUCAAUACACUGACUUUCGAAGAUGCUGAAGGUUACGAUUUUAACUGCAAUAUUUAGUAUAUUGGUAUGGAUAAACUGUGAUCUUAUUGAAAGUUCAAUGGGGGAACCUGGAGUACCAGGUCCGCAAGGACCCUCAGUUAAAGAUGGUCUACCUGGACAACCUGGUGUACCAGGUCCAGCUGGUAUGCCAGGGCCACCAGGUUUUCCUGGUGCACCAGGUGGAGAUGGGCUACCAGGUCCGCCUGGUGUACCAGGAGUGCCAGGUAAAGAUGGGCUACCAGGUCCAAUCGGGGAAGCUGGGAUACCGGGUGCAGUUGGGCUACCAGGUCCAGCUGGUGCCCCAGGAGUGCCAGGUAAAGAUGGGCUACCAGGUCCAGCUGGUGCACCAGGAGUGCCAGGUAAAGAUGGGCUACCAGGUCCAGCUGGUGCACCAGGAGUGCCAGGUAAAGAUGGGCUACCAGGUCCAGCUGGCCCAGCUGGACCAAAAGGUCCUUCUGGUCCAGUUGGACCACCAGGUCCGCCUGGUCCACCUGGUCCACCAGGUCCGCCUGGUCCGCCUGGGCUACCAGCUACUACAGUUCCUGGAUCAGAGGAUGGACCAGAGAAAAAUUCUGGGAAUUACAAGAGCUUGGGAUGCUACAAAGACAAGCGUAAAAUCAAUGCUAGACCUUUUCCAAACAUGAUCUCGAACUUCAGGGCUGCAAUUGACUGGAAUGACCCAAAGACGUCGAUGACGUCUGUCAUCGACAGGUGUGCUAAAGAGGCAAGACGACGUGGGUACAAGUAUUUUGGAAUCCAGUUUUACGGCGAAUGUUGGAGUGGUCCUGAUGGUGCUGUACGUUACGACAAAGACGGCCUGUCCACUGACUGCUGGAGUGGUGUUGGUAAAGGAGGGUCUCUAAAGGUUUACCAACUGGUUGAUCAACAAAGGUGAUCCUGUCUUAAAAGUACAGUAUGAAUUAGCAAUAAAUAUACUUUUAUCGC
Molecule: messenger RNA, 1012 nt
Organism: Exaiptasia diaphana
Lineage: Eukaryota; Metazoa; Cnidaria; Anthozoa; Actiniaria; Aiptasiidae
Product: collagen alpha-1(X) chain
Exons: 5
Coding region: 51-962 (303 amino acids)
Source: RefSeq, a predicted model, not a curated record